Elaeis guineensis (African oil palm) is the source of this 2159-nucleotide messenger RNA. RefSeq lists its product as uncharacterized. NCBI's taxonomy places the organism in Eukaryota, Viridiplantae, Streptophyta, Magnoliopsida, Arecales, Arecaceae. Gene Ontology annotation, molecular function: ATP hydrolysis activity; ATP binding. The record is from RefSeq and is a predicted model, not a curated record.
GAGACCAGAACGAAGGAAACCUAUAGCGCGAAGCGUUUCUUGCGCGAGAGGCCAAGCAGUGGGAGCAGUCGUCAAGUCGGAGAGCAAGAAGGAGACCGCCCUCUCUUUCUUAUUCCCACCGGAAUACCGGAAGAAUAAUGGCGGCCGCCAUGAUAUCGAGGCUGAUGAGCAGGGUGCGACUUACAAGGCCAUCCCCUUUCUUGGAUCCCGCUUCCCGUAAUUUCGCCCACCGGCCUCACUAUCUCUUUCCACUGCAGGGCCACUGUUGGCCACUGUUCGAACACCGGCAUCAUCAGCAAACGCUUUCAAGAACGGGUUUCAAGUCGUCAUCCGAGCCGCCGUUUUGGUUUUCUUCUUUAUUUCCGGCCGCUUUCUUGGCCGGCGCGUUCGGAAUUGGAUCGCUAGAAAUGUCUUAUGCCGAUGGCAGCGAGGAUGGACCCAAACCUCUUGCGGCAUCGGAUUCUCUACCGAGUUUCGGUGGAACGGAAAGCUUGGUCGAUCAAGAAAGGCAGCGUAUAGAAGAGAUGCUCAGAAGCAUGGGAAUGCCGCGUGGCUCGUAUCCGCCCUUCAGUGUUGCGGCCAAGGGUCAGAAGGUCAUUGUCAAAUUCAAGAUUCCUCCCACAUGUGUGAUAUCACAUCUUAUUGUGGAUCUUGUAACACAUCUUGGACAUAAGGCUGAACAGAAUGGCAAUGGUUCAGAAAUGUUAUUACGUGCCUGGGACAGUGCAGCUGCAUGGCAGAUAACUCUCAACUCCCCAGAAAACAUGAAGGAUGUCGAUGGAGAAAAACAUGGGGGCAGUUUCUGCAUUUUGCUAUUUGAGUCGCUUGUUGGUUCUGAAUAUUGUGAGAUUGAGUUCAUAAAGCAGGGAAGCUUUAGCUUCAAAGAACUUGAUGCCUUGGUGAGUGCACUAAAACUAGCUGGUAGAAAAGAUGUGAAAAAAUCAGUGGGAAAGCCCACACAGGGGUAUGAGUUCAAAAGAGACAAUAAGCAUGGUGGUGCACAACUGUCUUCUGUGGAAAAGGCAGUGUCUGCUUUAGAGGCCAUGGGCGUCAAAGUCUAUGGAUUUGAUGAUACUUGUGGUACUCCCAUGGAUGGGAUGAUAUCAUGGGAUAACAUUGCAGGAUAUGAUCAGCAGAAACGGGAAAUAGAGGACACCAUACUUUUGGCAUUACAAAGCCCCGAAGUGUAUGAUGAUAUUGCUCGUGGAACCCGUUCUAAAUUUGAGAGCAAUCGACCUCAUGCUGUCCUUUUCGAAGGCCCACCAGGGACUGGGAAGACAUCUUCUGCUCGUGUAAUUGCUAAGCAAGCGGGUGUUCCAUUGCUUUAUGUGCCAUUGGAGGUCAUCAUGUCAAAAUAUUAUGGUGAAAGUGAGCGGUUGCUAGGGAAUGUUUUUUCUCUUGCUAAUGAGCUUCCUAAUGGAGCAAUCGUUUUCCUAGAUGAGGUUGAUUCUUUUGCAGUUGCUCGAGAUAGUGAAAUGCAUGAAGCUACGCGCAGGAUUUUGUCAGUAAUAUUACGGCAGAUUGAUGGAUUUGAGCAAGAAAAGCGCGUGGUGGUUAUAGCUGCAACCAAUAGAAAGCAAGACCUUGAUCCUGCUCUCAUCAGCCGCUUUGAUUCAAUGAUCUCAUUUGGUCUACCUGACCAACAAACUCGUGAAGAAAUAUCUGCUCAGUAUGCAAAGCACCUAAAAAAGUCUGAACUAGUUCAGCUUGCCUCAGCAACAGAAGAAAUGUCUGGGAGAGAUAUCAGGGAUGUGUGCCAACAAGCUGAAAGACAUUGGGCUUCAAAGGUAAUACGAGGCCAAGCACCAAAAGAUGUUGAACGUGGAAUAAAUCUUCCACCUAUUGAAGAAUAUCUUAGGUGUGCUGAGCAGCGGCGAGAAGCUUUGUCAGCUAUAGCAGAAAGAAGUUCCAGGUCCCCAUGGAAGCCCUUAGCACUUGCAUGAGGGAAUUAUUAUUUGUGUUGACCAUUAUUGUUCUUUUCUUAUAAUUGGUAAAGAAAGAUAAUUAAAAUGGUAGGUGAAAAGCUUUGUCAGCUAUCGCAGAAAGAAGUUCCAGGUCCCCAUGGAAGCCCUUAGCACUUGCAUGAAUCAAUUAUUACUUGUGUUGAACAUUAUUGUUUCUUUUCUUAUGAUUGGUAAAGAAAGAUAUUAACAUGGUAA